AUGUCGCCCCCUGCCGCGGAGACCCCUCCCCAAGCCACAUCCGGGGUGGGCACAGGGCUGCUGGGCCCCUUCAGCUGUGUAGCAGAAGUUCCGGGGGCCUCAAGGCUCCUCGUGGACCUGAUGGGGCUGCCAGGGGCCAGCAAGCACAUCUUCAUCCUCAUCUUCCUCCUGCUUUGCCCUCUGGGCGCCUCCUGCAGACAUGGCAGCUGCUGCUUUGAGAAGCCACCAUACCCAGAUGGAGUCUCAGGCUCCUCCCUGGGACCCAGGAAUCUGAGCUGCUACAGGGUUUCCGGGCCAGAGUACGAGUGCUCCUGGGAGUAUGAUGGCUCUGAGGACAAUGUCACUCAUUUCCUGAGGUGCUGCUUCAAGCCAAGUGGUUGCUGCUACUUCCCCGCGGGGCUGAAAAGGACUGUGAAGUUCUCGGAACAGGCCGGUGUCCCUGUACUGUCCAACGUCACGUUCUGGGUGGAGUCUCGGCUCGGUGACCGCACUCUGAAGUCCCUGGAGAUAUCCCUGUGCCUGUCCAACUGGAGUGAGUUCUCUGUCCCCUUGUCCCACAUCGUAGUUUCACGACCAGGCGGACAGUUACGCAUGGACUGGAAUGUUUCUUCUCAUGAGGCCGGUGCUGAGGUGCAGUUUAGGCGCCGGAUGCCCACAACGAAUUGGAAAUUGGUUGACUGCAAACCUCAGGAUCAUUCUGGCUUGGGUGUGAUUGUGGACUCUCAUGGCAGCAGUUCUGAGUCCUACCUCUGCCCUUCAGAGACCAUGGCCCAGGAGUUCCAGCUACGGCGGCGGCGGCGGCUCUCCUCAGGGGCCCCUGGAGGUCCCUGGAGUGCUUGGAGCAAAGCUGUGUGUGUCCCACCUGAGCCCCUCCCCCAGCCGGAGGUCAAGUUCGAGGUGGAACUGGGCCAAGACGGAAGGCGGCAGCUGACCACGCAGGGGCAGUGGCUGCAGCAGGCAGUCCCCAAGGGCUGCCUGAAGAUCAAGUCAGAGGCUUGGGUGUCCUACGUGGUGCACGUUCGCAUGCUGUCCUGCAUGUGCCAGGCUCGGGCCUCGUGGAAGGUGCCCCUGGGCAAGACGCUGAACCUCUCCGAGGCUGCCUACAAGUUGGUCGUGGUCGCCAAGACUCGCUUCGGGCGCAGCUCCUAUCAUACGUGGCGACUUCCUGCUCAGGAGAUUGCAGAGACAAGAACCCUGAAUGUCAGCGUAGAAGGCAACGUGACGUCUGUUCACUGGGCAGCCCGGGCCCCGGGCACCACCUACUGCGUCGAGCGGCAGACGCGGGGCGCUGACAGGAACCUCACGCACUGUACCCUAAUCGCGCCAGAAGAUGGGGACUCAGGCGAGACGGUGAUGCACAGCUGGAGCCCCGAGUCCGCCCGGGAGCAGGAGGAGUGUCACCGCGUCACUAUCUUCGCCUCCAAGAACCCCCAGAACGCAGAGCAGUGGUCCACGGUCCUGCGGGGUUACUACUUUGGGGGUAACGCCUCAGUGACCGGGAUCCCGCGCCACGUGUCGGUGAGGAACCACAGCGGGGACUCCGUGUCUGUGGAGUGGACGCCGUCGAAGCUGAGCGCCUGCCCGGGAGUUCUCACGCGAUACGUCGUGCGCUGCGAGACUGAAGAUGGCACAGGGGUGUCAGAGUGGCUCGUGCCACCCACAAAGACCCAAGUGACACUUCAGGGACUGCGCAGUGGCGUGAUGUACAAGGUGCAAGUGCGAGCCGACACUGCUCGACUCCCAGGCGCCUGGAGCCGCCCACAGAGCUUCAGCUUUGGGGUGCAGAUUUCCCGUUUAUCCAUCGUUUUCGCAUCUCUGGGGAGCUUCGCCAGCGUCCUCCUCAUGGGCGGCCUCGGAUACAUCGGCUUAAACAGGGUCGCCUGGUAUCUGUGCCCACCUCUGCCUACACCCUGUGCCAGCACGGCUGUGGAGUUCCCUGGCAGCCAGGGCAAGCAGGCUUGGCAGUGGCUCAACCCUGAGGACUUCCCAGAGACCUUGUGCCCUCGAGAGACGCUGGUGGUGGAGACGCCCCCGGACGGAGAGGACGAGACAGAGUCCCCCCAGGCCGCCUCUAAUCCCAGCCUGGACACAACGGGGCCCUUGGAGACCCGGCGCCUGAGCUGGGAGGACUGUCCCGGUGGCGGCCUGGCCCAGGUGACACUCCCGCUGCUCCUGGGAGACGUGGCUCAGGGAGCCCCCGAUCUUUGGUGGCUCCAGAAGACCGAGGAGCCGGGACUGCCUACCUAUCCUUUGGGACAAGAGGACUGACUGUCGCAUCUCCAGCCUCCCCCUAAACCGCAGC
This is a messenger RNA of Acomys russatus (golden spiny mouse), 2302 nucleotides long. RefSeq names its product interleukin 12 receptor subunit beta 1 (gene Il12rb1). The transcript is spliced from 17 exons. Bases 1 to 2268 code for a protein of 755 amino acids. The record is from RefSeq and is a predicted model, not a curated record. NCBI's taxonomy places the organism in Eukaryota, Metazoa, Chordata, Mammalia, Rodentia, Muridae. Gene Ontology annotation, molecular function: protein binding.